Eriocheir sinensis (Chinese mitten crab) is the source of this 2229-nucleotide messenger RNA. RefSeq names its product regulator of MON1-CCZ1 complex-like (gene Bulli). The transcript is spliced from 16 exons. Gene Ontology annotation, molecular function: protein binding. Lineage: Eukaryota; Metazoa; Arthropoda; Malacostraca; Decapoda; Varunidae. Gene Ontology annotation, cellular component: lysosomal membrane; late endosome membrane; Mon1-Ccz1 complex. Gene Ontology annotation, biological process: regulation of autophagy. The record is from RefSeq and is a predicted model, not a curated record. Bases 143 to 2179 code for a protein of 678 amino acids.
CCUCCCACCCUGGUGACAGAACGGCCAGCACAAAAGACAACACCUGAUAACAACUACCACUGACGGGGCUCAAGAGGCUGUGGCCCCGCAGCCUAACUAGCCCCAUAAACCACCCCAGAAGAAGAAGAAGAGAGGGGGCACGAUGGGUGAGCUGGGCGACACUCGGGGCUACCUGGAGCUGUCCAAGGACCCGGUGAGGUUCGAACCGGUCAGCAAAGUGACGAAUGUGUUCUUUGACGACACCAGCAAGGAGGUCCUCAGUGUGCGAGGUGGGGGCACGCUGGGUGUGGUGGUGCGGGGGCAGGGCCGGGACCACACUUUCAGGAUGGAGGAUAAAGGACCUAUCUCCUCCCUCAAGUUCUCACCAGACCACACUGUCUUAGCCGUGCAGCGCUCCAAGAAUGCUGUGGAACUCCUGAGCUACAGCAGCGGCGAGGUGGGUGUUGGCCUGACCCAGGAGUGCCGUGCCAAGUCUGCCACACUGCUGGGCUUCAUUUGGACCAACAGCGAUGACCUGGCACUUAUUACUGACCAUGGUGUGGAAUAUUACCAGGUGACCCGGGAGCGCCUGGCUGUGCGUCAUCUGCGUAGCUACAGCAUUCCAUGUACGUGGUUUGUGUGGAGCCCUGAAUGUUCCCUGCUGCUGCUGUGUUGUGGUUCCUCGCCCUCCUCCACCACCCUACAGCCCUUCUCCUUCAAGCCAGGCCAGUCCACCAAGAUGGCUAAGUUUGAAGUGGAGGUGAGUGGUCCUGGGGGUCCCAGUGCACCUGGGGUCACCCUAGGGGAGCGUGACGUGUGCGUGGGGUGGGUGUACGGCCAGCCCUCGGUGUGUGUGCUGCGACAUCCCGCCUCACCCUCAGUUACUGCCGCCCUUGAUGUCUACACACAGAACAGGGACAACCAGUUCAAGAAGACUUACACAUGCCGACUGGAGUUAACUGGACGUUUUGCCGUUAACAUCAUCGACAGCCUCAUCGUUGUGCAUCAUCAGGCCUCAAAGACCUCCCUGCUGUUUGAUGUGCUGGUGGGAGGGGGUGAGGGUGGUGGGGGGGUGACAUGGGUCUUCCCCCUUCCUCCUCCCCGCCCUGUACAGCCCUUUGCCCUGGUAGAAGCUGGGGCACUCCCUUGUCCUGCCACCCAGCCCCAGCCGCUGCCCUGUGAACUGUAUGCCCCGACCUGGGUGGUGUUUCAGCCGGACAUAGUGAUUGAUGCUCGGUUGGGUUGCAUGUGGCACCUACAGCUGCGUCUGGAUUGCCUAGCUGAGGCUGUGCAGGACAAGACACAACUCAUUGAUUGUCUCCUACGCCGCAAACAAGCCAAGUCCCUGGUGUUGCUGGUAGUGAGGAAGGUGGUGGAGUCUGGCCAGCUGGCGUGCCUGGGACAGAUAUUCGACAAGAUCAACGCUGCCUACAGACAGCACCUCAAUACCAUCUUGCAGUCACAGAAGUCGGGUUUGUCACUGAUGGGAGAGAGUGUGAGCUUCUCCGGGCAGGCCAGUGGAGGGGUUGAGCGACGGGUGGUGGUGGUGGAGCAGCCGGACAUGUACAGUGCCGUCCUUGCCCCACUCAUGGAGGAGGCGGAGAAGGUGGAGAAGGAAGGCAAGGGGACUGUGGCAGAUAGAAAAGUGUCGGUGCGUGCGGUGGUGGGUGUGGUGGUGGAGUACGUCCGGUCCCUGGGGGCGGUAGGGGUGACAGUACAACACUUUCUGUAUGAACUAGUAAUUACUGCCCUGGUCCGCACCCAGCACUUCUACCAGCUCCAUCAGCUCCUGCAAUACCAUGUCCUGGCUGACUCCAAGCCCCUGGCCUGUUUACUGCUGUCCCUGGUGGGGAGGUAUUCAGCAGGGCAGCAGCUGAGUCUGGACAUGCUGUGUAGACUCAACACAGCACACGAUGAGAUCAUUGAGGUCUUGCUUUCACAGCACCAAGUGACCCCCGCCCUCAGGUAUGCACGCAGCGUGGGUCUAGUGGAGUCAGUUUCAGCGCGUAAAUUUUUGGAGGCAGCGAUGGCCAGCGGAGACGACCAAGUGUUCUACUCCACCUUCACCUUCUUCAGCCUCAGGAACACUAGGCUCAGGGGCAAUGCUGCUUUUGCUAGAGGUGAACACUGUGAGGUCUUUGUGGAACACUUCAAAAAGCUGUUUGGGGAGUUGCCUGAUUACAGCAAUCAACAGUUGUAGUUUUAGUACAGUAGCAGUAGCAUUGUAGCGGUAAUACAGGCAAGUCUCGA